Messenger RNA from Mytilinidion resinicola, 9237 nucleotides. RefSeq lists its product as uncharacterized. The record is from RefSeq and is a predicted model, not a curated record. The transcript has 3 exons. NCBI's taxonomy places the organism in Eukaryota, Fungi, Ascomycota, Dothideomycetes, Mytilinidiales, Mytilinidiaceae. The coding region runs from base 1 to 9237 and encodes 3078 amino acids.
AUGGUGCCCACGGAUAGAGAGCUCAGAUACGUGAUUGAUCACGUCUUCCUGCCACCCCAAGUCCACGAAGAGAAAGAUGACUUCGAAGUCGGCAGGAGCAACACUCUUCUUUCUAUGUUUUUAGAGAGUCUAAAAUCUUACCACGUAUUGCUACCGGUCGCAAUGUCCCCGAUCUGGAAGGCGUGCGUCGAUAUGAUCCAGACAAUGUACGACCUGCAAGGCUCCUCUCUUACCCUAGACAAAAAGGGCCUUCUCGCCAAGUUUGACGCGUUGGGUGACGGAGAUACUAUCGCACUGCAUAUCCGAGCACAGAACGCAGCCCUACUCGUCCACCAAUACGACCACGAUACUACAUUCGAAACCUUCGAGCUUUCUCCAACUGCUGGAGGGGUUAUGGCCUGCAAGUCGCGUCUACGUCGCUCGUUCCCAGGGCCCGCUAUACACAUCGCCAAUGCUGUUUUCGAGGAUGCAGCAUUCCGUGAGCCGCUGGCGGAAAUGCUCGUGAAGCUGGAUUUAGAGACGCCCACUGAGGUGGCCCGGACUACCACGACAACCAAGUCUGAUUCUACGGUCUCAGAGAGUCGCCAAGCCACUGAUCCAAUGAUGGUAACCGGCCUUCUUACAGGCGCUUUGCGUGCUGCCGGCAUGCCAGCCUAUAACGUGGUCCGCAUUGAGAAGAACACGCGCGACGAUGUUCUCUGGAAAAAGGCAAAGAACCCAUGGCGACGAUCGUCACUGUGGCUUCUGCUUCGCGUCGCCGUUGAGACAACGUUAGCCCGGACUGGUAUACAUGAAGGAGCUCGCCAUUACAAGUCGUUUAUGAUUUUCUUCUUGAGUCAGGUUCUACAGUCCGCUCUCGAUGAAUCAAGCGGCGUUCCGAGCGACUUGCUCUUUGUCAUGAAAGCAAAGAUCAGCCGGCGCAUGUUGAAAUUGGGUCGGACGCCCUCCAUACCUAAGGUUGACGAAAUUCUCCGCUCGACUCGAGAGAGGCUGAACAGCACCUGGGACAAGCUGCAGAACGACAAGGACCCGUAUCAUAUCUGGAAGUCGUGGGAUAUGUUCCAAUCAACCAUAUCGUUUUCCGAAGACACAAAACUUGAGCUCAAAACUUUCCGCCGAUACCUGGAAUCCCUUCGCGUCCGAAACCUAUCUGCCGCUACCGAGGAAGCAUUUCAGCCUGAACAUUUGAGUCGCAUUCACUUGUGCCACAUAACGCUCCCUAUCCUAGACGACCUUCUCUUUGUCGGAUCCCACCAGAAGCAGGUUCUGCUCACUGAUUUCGAAUCCUGGGUCGAUGCUUGCCUUUCCGGAUGGCUAGAAAACAACAUCCAUCGCUCAGACACGACGGCCGAGCUCGCAGACUUACUAAAGCAGUAUCCGGAAAUAGCGCUACAGGUAUACGAAGGCAACCCUGUGCUGUUAUCCACGAUGUUUCUCACAGCUAUGGAACUUUGGGUCGCAAUGGACAAGUCCACCAUCACUCAGUAUUCUCUCGUCGCUGGCUAUUACCCGGGCUUCCCAUCCGGAUUCUUAGAACCACUUAAUUUACCUUCGAAGCGACAACUGGCCCGACUGUCUUCAGUAGAAAAGUACAUGAAAUCUCGGGACACUUCAACCAACCUGGGGACCCGCGUCCACUUCUUGUCGUCCGGAUUUAAUAGCCUUCCAGUGCGCUAUUACGACAGCCCGACGAAUUACAAACACAGACAACUGCGGCAGCGCAUAGAGGAUGAGGCGACACAGGAUCGACAGGAAAAGCGGAACGAAUUCAUCCGGAUGAAAGCCGAGUACGAUGAUCUUUCAAACCAGGUCGCCAACAUGGGUUGCAAUGAUUCGACAUCUCAGAAAGGUGGACGUUGGCGCAUAAAACACAAGAAGAAGAAGUGCAAGAAGUGCCAAAUGGAAACAAGUAUGAAAUCAAUGAAGAUCGAUAUUCACGAGUGGCCGUUACCUUCCGAUAACGUACAGGCCAAACUGGUGGUAUUCGAGUUGGACGUCCCAGAAGAAAUCCGACAAUGGAGAGACGCCACAUAUCGGCUGCAAGCUGAACUUCUUGCUAAGCAGGCCUCUGUCUCUGAACAACAGCUCUAUUGGCUGCGAAACUAUGAUGAUCUGCGCAAUCAUCAGAAGCCCACGCUAGGAAGAUUGCAGCUAGGAUCACACGCGAAAUCUUUCACAGUCGCGCACUACAGGUCAGUGCCCAUCUCGACCGCCACCGAGGAAGACGUAUUGGUAAACCAUGGCAUGAAAUAUGAUAUACGGGAUUGGGAACGAGAGCGAACAGCAAGCCAUUGUAUCGGCGAUUUCAACAUUCGCGCUGCGUGCACUUUCAAACUCCCAAGCGGACCUUACAGCCAGCUUCAAGACACAAUCGCCAACACAACUCAUACUUCAAAUGAAAUUAUAGCUCGCCAAUCGGAAUGUUCCCCCGCAAUGACCCUACACGAAUUCUAUGCGUUUGGUGCUCUACGUGCAGGCCAUCGCCUUCAGUGGAUCAACAUGGCGAGGGAGCUGACCGAGAAUGUAUUGCCUUUCAGCCAAUACGAGGUGUGUGCUUUGUUCCUCCAAGCUUCUCUACAGGCUGGGCCUGCCGGGAAAUCUCCAAUUCUUCGAGAAUCCCACGAGUUAUUGGAACAAAAGCAUAUUAGCCUAGAGCUACUCACCGCACUUGAAGAAGGUCUCUCGGGCGUAGAAGCAAACUGGCAAGGCGCGAUAGCAACCCGCUUGUUCACCGUUCUUGCGUCUCGUGUUCUGUCCCUUACGGUCCACGAGGAUGUGAAGAAGGAAUGUCGUCUCUUUUUAUGCCGAAUCCGCAAGAUUGUCCUGGGCUGGACAAGAGAGCUUCAAGGACAACUCCAAGCUAGUACCGAAGAAGGCGAACGUACUAAUCUCCGAUCUAGGUGUUUAGAAGUUUCAUUAAUCGGCUAUUUGACUUUCGGAGCCAAUAACGAAUAUGUUCCGUCGCUGCUCACAGACCAGUCAGACGUUUCCGAUGCCGUUGAAUUUAUGGUUUCGAUCCGCGAUAACUGUCCCACGGUGGAGAAAGACGUCAAGGCUCCGCUUCGUCAAUUACUACAGGAGUCGACUGUCCUGUUUCUUCGGCUCGAAGAUCGGAUCCGGGGCCUGGUCCAUGCAGACAGUUCAGGUCUCGACCAAGGCGUUACGCAAAUCUGGAAAGACUACCGGCCUUGCGUAGAAUGGGCCGCUCUUCCAGCUCCGAAUCAGCAUUGGCUUACCACAAAGACACGAUCUACGCCAACCCAGAGCUUCGCCACCGUCCACCUGAACAUUUUAACCGGCCAAUUGCUUCUCAAAGGGAAGCCGGUGUCAAGACUCCCUUCGUACUACGAAUCUCACGAUACUUUUCAGCGGCUCUUUGGCGCUAAAAUCCUUGAUGUUGUUCCCUCCACCUCAGAAGGAAUGGAAUUUGCGGUGCGCAAGCAAAUUGAAGGUCACCAGGUUCAUUUCAGAAUGGUCCAAUCUGAGAUCAUUGUUCGUGCAACUGACGAAUACGGCCAAGAGUUGGAGCUAGUUCCGACACAUGCUCUGGAGGGGGAUUUUCCUAUCGCGUUUAUUGAAGAUUUCCACCACUGGCGGAACGUGGUCACUGGUGUUGUGGAGUGGCAUCGACUUUCAUCACCAUGGCUUCGAGAGCCACACCCGUGGCAUCUCAUUCCCGAUGGCCACAACGUGUACCGGUUGCGACAAGGAUGUACAGCUCUCAUAGACCCCGAAAGCCCCACAGGUCGCAGCCUGUCCUCCUUGCUCCAUCCUCUGGAACACAAAGCUCACCUUCAUGCAAUCCUAGAUACGCACACGAAGGAGGUUGCUGCCCACCUCCCGCGGCUGAAUUUAGACUUCGCUCUGGGGCCUGACAUGUCCAAUUUGAAGUCUAAGCAAUUUCGGGGACUGGUAGUAGACCGAAAUCAGGCCAUUGGAACAUUGACUGGGCUUAGAUCAAAACUUGUUCUCAGCACGCCUGGUGGUACUGGUGGCAGUAACGAGCGAUGCGUGAUUGUACCUUUCGGAAACGUCGAAUUCGCCCGUAGCGGUCAUCAUGUCAACGUCAGCAUCGAGACUGGGACUACACACCAGGUCGGGUACUACGUAUACGAUUUGGACCGUAAUCUGAGAAAGCUGACCGGCAACACUACUUUGAGGGGCAACCUCUUAAAGACUUAUCUUCACGCCGUGACUGCUCACUGUCUGCCGGACGAAUUGACAGCGAGGACCGGCACGGAGGAGGCUCUUCACUGCAUCCGAAGCGUAUCUAUGAGAUCCUUUGAAAAUCCCUCGAACGAUGAACUUGAGCUUUUCAAUAUCAUCUCUAGUCUAACGCCACGCCGUAACUUUUACCCGGCCGGUAAGAAGUUGAUGCAGACAGUAGAUUGGUCCGAUCUGCCGCCGCUUUCGCAACACAAUGGGUUCGUUACAGAGAUUGACAAUAUCCUUCGGCACUAUGCGAAGCUCAGCUUCUUUCGCGGUGAUUUGGCAGAGGCGGCUGUCAAAAAUAUGACGGACGAUGAGAAGUUCCUUCUGGAGAGAGCCACUCUCCGCGAUGCUAUAUAUCGCCUUGAUGGCUUUGGGGCGGAGACUUAUACUACAUAUCACGACGUCGAAUAUAAUGCUCGUGAUCGCUGUUUCAGAAGCGAAGGGGAGCUCCGAUCAUAUACCGCUGCGAGGCUGGCAUGUAGCUGGGCCGUCUCCUUGAACUGUGGGUUCAACAUACAAGCGUACUUGGAAGGCUUCGGGAAUACUCCCAUCAACGGCGUCACUGGCCCCUCACACCCGAAAGCUGAUAUGAUUCAGCAGUUGGGGUAUGAUCAGUUCUGGCUCAAGGAAGGCAAGGAGUUCCUACCUGAGCUUUGGUGCGCACUGCAGUAUCGCUUGUCUUCAGCGGAUCAGUCAAAAGACAAAUAUCGGAUCAGCUUCUUUCUCGCAACACUAGUUUUCUGCGGUUGGGAUGAUUCCCCAGAGUCGCGUCUUCCUGACCUACUCAAUGAGUCCAGCUUGACCUCCUGGAAUCGCCGCAACGACCAAUACAAGAAAGCUUUCAGUUUGCACGCCCAGGAAUUUGCCGACGCGCUCAUGCCGCAAUGGAGAGUACCAUUUGGCGAUAAUCACCCACUUUUACACCCUAGAAAUGCCGUCGCCACAUACAUCGCCACUGAUGCGAUCUGGGAUGUCCAGACAAGGUUUUGUGAAUGUGCUCGGAAUGCGGAACUGUUGAACUACGUCGACAAGGCGCAAUUUACAUUGAACAAUCUGAACCGAACAAUCUCCGUGCCAGAUUUGUACUUGUUUCCAUCCCGGGCGUCCAGAAAGCCUCGAAGAAAGGGUUCCAUGCGAUACCUCGAUGUAUUCCAGGUAAUAGCACCAACAUUAAAGAGCCUGCCGAAGACCGGAAUCUCCAGUCAUUUCCUGAAAACUAAGGUCCAAACCAAGGUCCAGGAUCAAAAACACCACAUGGAGGCCCUGCUAAGUCGCCUUAGCUCCAAGCCCAAGGAUGGAUUUGAGAGAGAGUAUGCCAAAGACUUGCAGCGAAGCUACGAAUCACUCGAUGCUUCCGACGCCCUCCCAGAACUUUCCGGCUCGAAGGAACACUUAGAGGCGGCAAUUGGAGACUACCUGAAGUCGUGCAACCAGCGCGUUGAGCACAUUUAUAAUCAGAUCUGCGAGGCAAUGCAAACUGGAAGCACCUACAUGACGGCCCCAAGUGUAUGGACCGACCUCGCACCACGACUCUCGCCCUUGUCCUUAUUGCAGCACCUGUCAUACCCCAAGCGAGAAAGCUUGGAUAUCAAGUGGAAGAAAGUCUUGAUCCAGUACGGCUUAGCAAUUACUGACCUUCAACGAGCCCAGCGCCUUGUUAGAGUAUUCAAAGGCUAUGUUCGAAAUCCAGUGGAUCUUCAGAAAGAGCUUGCCAACCCAGGUCACGAGAAUUGGGACCCGAACACACUUCCAGAUUGGCUACUUCUGGAGCUUGAGGGCAAUCUUCUAGUUCGUCCAGUACAAGCUCGAAUCGCAAUGGCAAUGAUUGAACCAUCAUCCCAUUUGAACUCAAUCCUGCAGCUCAACAUGGGUGAAGGAAAAUCGUCUGUAAUCGUACCAAUCGUUGCGGCGUUUCUCGCCGACACACAAAAACUGGCGCGGGUGGUUGUGCUAAAGCCAUUGGCUCCACAAAUGCUCAAUACGCUGAUUUCAAAAUGCAGUGGGUUGCUUGCUCGACCUAUUUACUACAUGCCUUUCUCUCGAUCACUUCGGGUAUCGACCGAACAAGCCGCCCAGAUUCGCGAGUUGUACCAAGAAUGUAUGCGCAUGGGCGGCAUUCUUCUCUCACAGCCUGAACACCUCUUGUCAUUUGAGCUCAUGGGUUACGAGAGCAUUCUCUCCGAGCAGCUACGGGUGGGGCAUGAGAUGGUCAAGACUCAGCAUUGGCUACACGACCAUGCGCGGGACAUCCUCGACGAGAGUGACGAAAUCCUCAGUGUUAUCUUCGAACUGAUAUACACAAUAGGCACGCAACGUCAAAUUGAAUUUAGCUCCGGUCGAUGGAACCUGAUUCAGAGUACAUUGGGACGAGUCUCUGAGCUUGCAGUCAAGAUGCUUGACGAAUUCCCUGAGGGCAUCGAGGUGGAAGCAAAGAACGGACCCGGAAGCUUCCCCCACAUUCGCAUUCUUCAACCAGCAGCUGGGGAACAUCUCCUCGAGGAACUCGCUCACGACAUUUGUUUUAAAGGGCUUCCGACGAGUCUGCUAAAAGUUCGAAACCUGCCAAAGCACACCCGGAAUCAGCUCAUCAAACUCAUUACAGAUUUGAGGGUGUCGAAACAAGAUAUCGCGUCAUUGCUCGAAAUGAAAGCUGACAGCAUGAUUGACGAGUCGAUGUGGAACACAAUCCUAGUUCUGCGGGGCAUUAUUGCGUUAGGCGCUCUCAGCUUUGCGUUCAAGGAGAAGCGGUGGCGCGUUCAUUACGGUCUUGAUCAAACUCGGUCCCAGCUCGCAGUUCCAUUCCGAGCGAAAGACAUGCCGUCUGCGCGUGCGGAGUAUAGUCACCCAGAUUCGACUAUUAUAUUGACUUGUUUGUCCUACUACUACAAAGGCCUUUCUAAUGAGGAACUCCUGAACGCCUUCGGCGCGCUUUAUCGCUGCGACAAUGCGCAAGAGGAGUACGAAGCUUGGAUCUGUAACGUCAAAGGCAUACCUCUGGCAUUUCAGCAGGUCAAAGGGAUCAACCUGCAGGACGUGGAAGUGUUCAAUAUCAAAGUACUUCCGCAUCUCCGUUUCGCGAAAGGAGUUAUCGACUUUUAUCUCUCACAUCUGGUCUUCCCGCACGAAAUUCGUGAGUUUCCUCAGAAGCUGUCUUCCUCCUGCUGGGACAUCGCGCAGGCGAGAGUCCACCAAACUACUGGUUUCAGUGGAACGAACGACAGCAGGUACAUCCUUCCACUAUCAAUCGAGCAGUCCGAUCUCCCAGAGCAACUGCACACCAACGCGAUGGUCAUGGACUACCUUUUGGGCAGGGAAAACAAGUACCAGCAAAUUCAAGCACAGCCAGGAAUAGCCGUCAACGCUAACGUGCUCCUCGAUAAUGUCAUCCACUUAAGCCCACCAGUACGCGUCAUCCUUGAUGUUGGUGCUCAAGUUCUUGAUCUUGAAAACGAAGGAGUCGCGCGUCGAUGGCUAGAGCUCACGAGUGGCCAACAAGAGGUGCAAGCUGUAGUAUUCUUCAAUGAUGAGGACGUUCUUUGUGUCCUUGAUCGGAACGAGACGCUGGAGCCUCUCAACGUUUCUCCGCUCUUACGCCAAAUGGACCGAUGCCUAGUGUAUCUUGAUCAAGCACAUACGCGAGGUACAGACCUGAAGCUUCCCCUCAACUAUAGAGCUGCCGUCACCCUAGGGCCGCUGCUGACAAAGGAUCGAUUCGUGCAAGCAUGUAUGCGCAUGCGCAAUCUGGGAAAAGGCCAAUCCGUCGUCGCCGUUGCGUCGAAAGAAAUCGAAAAGCAAAUUCAACACUGUUCGAGCAAAUCUUCAGGGAACCAGAUAGCCAUGGAUGAUGUUUUAGAGUGGUGCAUUCAGAACACGUGCAUGCAGACGCGAAAAGAGCUCCCGCUAUGGGCUCACCAAGGAUUGCGAUAUCAGAAGCAACAGUGUGCGUUGCACGAGAGCGUAAGUGGUUUAGAGGGUGUGUUGUCUUUAGAAGUCACAAAAAUGCUUCUCGAGCCGGAAGCACAGAGUCUGGAAGAGCGGUACGGAUUGGACUCGUCCAGAUCACUUCACAGCAUCAUCACCGAUUCCGAUAGAGAGACGAUGAUGCAUCGGAUAGAUCAGGUCAAUGCGAUCAUCCAGAAGUGCAUGAAGUACAACAUCACAUCACUGGCCGGGGCGACUUUGCAAGAAGAGCAAGAACGUGAGCUUUCCCCCGAGAACGAGCGAGAGCAGGAGGUAGAGCGACCGCGACCCAUGGAACCAUGCCGCCACACGAUAGAUCCUAUCAUCCGGAACUUUGUGAAAAGUGGGAACUUAUCACCCUCAGGAUGGGGAGGGGCGUACCAAGAUGCCUUCGCCAGCUUGCGUUUCACCAGCGCUGGAGAGCACACCGGGAUCGGCGAAUGGCCGAUGGAUGAUCUCCUAGUCACUCGCGACUUCGCGAAAACAGUCCAGAUCCCAGACCAUGAGACGUCCGAUUUCUAUAUUCGGCCAGUGAACUGGAUCCUAAGUCGCACCAAUGCGCGCGGAGAAGGCACUUACCUGAUCAUCAGCCCGGCGGACGCAAAUGAGCUGCUCCCAUCAAUCAUGGACUAUCGUCAAGUGACCCUACAUACCUACUGUCCCCGCAUCCGGCUCUCCAUGCGCUCGUUCGAGGACCUCUCGUUUUGUGUCCUUCCUGCAUUCUCUCCUCCGGCUCUCCUGCCACAGCUCAUUCCCGUCCCAACUCUAGUCAAUCUUUUCGCAGGCCAGCUCUACUUUCGAAGCUGGGAUGAGUACGAUCGAGUGCGUCUGUUCCUGGGCCUCUGCUACGAAACGCAACAUGCGAGGAGUGAUGGGUUUGUGAUGCCGCCAAAUAGGAGCAUGGUGGCGCAUUCGCUGAAGGACUGUCGCUUCGCCGUCUCGCCGAUUGGAUUCUUGAGGGCGCUGGUUGGCAUCAGGCGAAAGGGACAAAGUUUCGAGAGGUCGCACAUGGGUACCCUGCUACGAGGAGAGGAGAUCAGUUCGGACGAGCUGGUGGAAGUGUAG